AUGGAUAAAUUAUACUUAACUACAAUUGAUGUUGGACAAUCUAAUAAAGAAUAUCAAAUUAAAACUGUCAAUAGAAUAGAUAAUAAUCAAUUAAAUUUAAUAACUAUGAAUGAAAUAAAUCAAUAUCAUUCAAUGAUAUUUAAUCCAUAUAUACAAUCAAUCAAUAAAGUAACCAUAUUGAAUUUACAAUACCCUAAAAUACAAAUACAGAAACGAUUAUUAAAUAUUUUACAAAAUUUAUUAUUAAUUUUCACCUUUUUACAAUUUUGUAUCAUUAUUUAUUUAAUUAAUCAAUAUGAUAUAUAUUUAAGAUUAAGAUCACCAUUAAAUGAUUUACCAAAUUAUACAGCUACACGAAUACCAUGGAUACCUGAACAAUAUAAAUUAAAAAAUCAAAUGAAUAUAAUUUGGUGGUCAAUUUUUAUGAUUUAUAUGCCAUUAAUGAUAAUAUUUUGUAAAUAUUACUUAGAGUUUAAUGAAAAUGAACUUAACAAAGAAAAGGAUAAAUGGAUAAUGAAAGGAGAUAUACGAGAAUCCCAGUCAGAACAAUCUUAUAAGAAGAUAGUAUGUGGUAAAAAAUUUCGUCAACUCAUACCAGUCUGUUGUUUUACGACAAGUACAUUUUUAUGGUUAUUCUAUCUCAUAGGUUUUUAUAACUGUUUAUAUUUUAUCCAUUACAAUUAUUGGCGCAAAGUUAUACAUAAUUGGCUUUAUCAAUUACAUAGUUUCUAUUUAUUAAAUUUAAAUGAAUCAUCUAAUGAAAUCUCACAAAUAUCAUCACUAAAAACGCAUCAUCUACUAGAUGAUGGUGAAAAUUCAUUUUUGAUCAUUGAUAUUAUUCAAAAUAUGUUUGAAUGUUGUGGAAUUGAUAAAGGCUAUAUGGAUUGGAUAUCUAAUCAUAUGAAAAGACCAUAUUUACAUACUUAUCAAAAUUUGAUGAGAAAUGUAAAUGAUUCCCAUGAAGCAAAUUAUCCCAUUGAAAUAAUAACGAAUACUAGUAAACAAUAUACUAUUACUAAUAGUAAUAAUAUUAGUUUAGUUAGCGAUAAUGAAGUAUUUCAUAAUAAAGGAUGCUUUGAACCAAUUUUAUACUUUCUUACAUCGAAAUGGAUGAAAUUACAAAUGUUAUGCCUGCUAAUAAUUAUACUCACAAUGAUUCCUCAAAUAAUCGUGAUGUUGGCAAAUAUUCAAAUGGAAGAAUUAUGGAAAGAAUUAAAAACACUAGUGAAUACAAUUAUAAACAUUACAAAGAAUGGAAUAGUGAAAUUUAUAGAAAUAACGAAAACUGGAAUAUCUCGAUUAAAAAGAUUUUUUCUCGUACAUAUUUUUAACAUAAAAAAUUAUGAAGGAUACUUUGAAAAAUUAUUAGAAUCAGAUGAAACAUUUUACUGCAAACAAUUAACUAGACAUGAAUUAGGUGCUUUUAAUCAAGAAAUAAAACUCAUUGAAACUACACUUCAAAAAUCUACAUCGAUAUUAGACCAAAAUUCUAAUCAAGAACAACAACAACAGAGUCAACAAAUCAAACGAUCAACUAGACCAGGACAAAAACGAAAUUAUUACCAGCUAACAAAUCAACAACAAGAACAACAACAACAGCAACAAAAACACCGGCAGUACUCAGUGAAAUAUGCUUCACAUGAAAAGUCUAUUAUAUUUACAAAUUUAAAUAGAAUUCCUGUAAAUAAAUUACAUAAAUCAUAUGUACAUAUUAGAUCUAAUGGAAAAUUAGAUAAAGUCAAUUCACAUUUAAAUGAACGACCAAUAUGGAAAUAUACUUAUAAAGUAUAA
Schistosoma curassoni is the source of this 1791-nucleotide messenger RNA. The record is from the annotation of a GenBank genome assembly. Lineage: Eukaryota; Metazoa; Platyhelminthes; Trematoda; Strigeidida; Schistosomatidae.